AUGGUCACGAGUACCGGCAUUAUUGUGUCGGUCGCAAUCCCGGUCUGCUCGAGAACAUUGACGAGGGCAACAUUCUACCGGUUCGCACGCGUGCUCAGCGUCGCGUCGCCGCCCUCAGUAUUGUGUGCACGCGCAAGAUCGUUCGUCGCGAACCAGAGCUCAUCGCGUCGUUUUCCACUCGUCACCCACCGCUUCCCAAGACCUUCAAGAUGCGAUGACUUCGCCCGAGGCCGAGUCCUGAUACGCUGCGUCGAUCAAGGAACUCAGCUCCAUGGGCUUGCACAAGGUCUUCAAGCUUUCGAGGCUACCCACCGGGGCUCGUGCCCUGGGCUAUCGUUGGGUGUUUACUCGGAAGGAAGACGCCGAAGGCAACAUCAUCAGCUACAAAGCUCGUCUAGUCAUCCAAGGCUUUGCUCCACGACUGGGGAUCGACUACCACAAGACGUUUGCUCUUCUUAUAGGGAUCAUGCGACCCAAUCCAGUCAUAAAAGCGUGGAGCUCCUCUAAAAUGCGGCGGCUUAGCAAGGUGAUCACUUUGGAGGAUGAUGAGGAUGAAGAUGAGAUGAGGAUGAGGAUGAGGUUGUGGAAAAAGAAGACGGGGAUUUCUGCGCCAAAUUAG
Microbotryum saponariae is the source of this 619-nucleotide messenger RNA. NCBI's taxonomy places the organism in Eukaryota, Fungi, Basidiomycota, Microbotryomycetes, Microbotryales, Microbotryaceae. The record is from the annotation of a GenBank genome assembly.